GGGCUCCAAUACUUGGUUGCUCGUUCACAAUGGAGUAUUUCUCGGGGGCCCUGCGAAUCCGCAUUAUUGAGGCAUCGGAUCUAAAACCUACCGCUUGCGCCACACGCCACUCAAUUCGCCCUACUGCAAAGUUAUGCGAACUUCUAGAUCCAUAUGUUACAGUCGAUGUGGAUGAUAUCGCCAUUGGCAAAAGCUCUACUAAAUCCCGCACCAAUACUCCCCAGUGGAAGGAAGAUAUAUAUGCCGAAGUCUCCUACACACAACAGCUCACUUUCACUGUCUACCACGAUGCAGCUAUACCUCCUGACGACUUUGUGGCCAUUGUUGAAUUAGCGAUUCGCAAUGUACGUUCCGGGGAAGAUGUUUGGUUAGAAUUGGAACCCCAGGGAAAACUACUAGUCCGUAUCGACCUAUCCGGCACCCGCACCGAUGAGCCACCUCGUGACCGCAUGGGCUUUCCUGGACGUGAUGGUGCUAUCGGGGGUGUGCAUGGGAAGCAUUAUCGUUGUGGCGCGAUGCGACGUCGUAUCCAUCAGGCCAAAGGCCAUAAAUUUCAGGUCACGAGUCUUCGACAGUUCACUUUUUGUUCGCUAUGCAAUAGUUUUAUCUGGGGUUUAUGGAAUCAAGGCUACCAAUGCCAAGUUUGCACUUGUGUGGUGCACAAACGCUGUUACGUGAAUGUGAUUACUCAGUGUCCUGGAGUGAAAUCACCACCGACUGGACCAACAGCGGUUUUGCAGAAUCGUUUCAACAUCAAUGUGCCGCACAAGUUUCGUAUCCACACAUUCAUGCUGCCAGCAUUUUGUGAUCACUGCGGCUCAUUCUUGUUCGGGAUCAUGCGACAGGGAUUGCAGUGCGAAGUGUGUCGGCUCAACAUACACAAACGCUGUGAGAAAAAUGUCGCAUCUCAUUGCGGAGUGAACACGAGGGAUCUGAUUACGGCCAUUCGGCUGUGUGGCUUGAAUCCGUCCGACUUGGGUGUCUCUCCUCCACCGACCUCUAUCACCAAUGCUGUGGCUUCAGCGCUUUCGGCCGGCGGUGGUGCUUUUCCCUGCACGCCCGGUAUAGCCAAUCUUCCUCCGGUGUCCAACUUUCCAGGUAGCAAUCUAAUCGCAUCUCGUCCUAUCCAAAUGGGUUUACGUACAAGGAGUCCUUAUGGUCCUCUUGGAGAUUCGAUCGUUGGAGAGCUUCGUUUCUCUGGCUCUUCACCCAGCAUGAUCACUCCGCACGAGCGUUCACUGAGUUCGCCCAUUCCUUUGCCCCCGAAUGCAUUGAAUCAAUGUUCUAUGGAACAUCCGGAUGCCGCCUCGAUACGCGCCGCCGGCGCACUUUCCAUUGUAAGUGGUCCCGUUUAUGGCCGUCAAGGUGUUGCUGCUGUCCCUCCUCGACCUGCCUCGCUUCAGAAUUCAGCUUUCCACUACACCUGCAACAUGCGUACCACAGUGGAACACUAUAAAAAGGUUGUCACCCAUACAUUUACAGUCUCCUGA
Molecule: messenger RNA, 1490 nt
Organism: Dicrocoelium dendriticum
Lineage: Eukaryota; Metazoa; Platyhelminthes; Trematoda; Plagiorchiida; Dicrocoeliidae
Source: the annotation of a GenBank genome assembly